AAAGCUCAGAGGUCUGCAUGGAAAGCGAACUUUCAAGAGAAAUUAUCCCUCUUGUGGAAUGACUCUAGAAGCGUUUUGAACGUCAUUCUUUCAUUCUGUCGUCUCCUGUGGAUAAAACGCUGCACGCUUGCUGGCGUGUUUUUACAGGUUUCAAUCACAACAAGGCCAGACACAGAUCAAGAUCAACAAUGCAGCCAUUAUCUUCCCUCUCUCAUCUCAUUUUGUUUCAGUUGCUUUGUGGAUCUCUGUGCAGCAGAUGUCCUUAUGAUUGCUCGUGCUUCCCCAAUAACAACAUCUUCUGUGUCCAGCUUAAAUUGGUGAACAUGCCUCGUGGUUUCCCUUCCUCCACAAAGACCCUAUAUGUCUUUCAGAACAACAUCAACACCUUGCAACAGCAGGAUUUUGUAGAGCUCGGGGAGCUUGUAAUGCUGGACCUGAGUCAGAAUGCCCUCAGUGAAAUUCCUGAUCAGGUGUUCAGCCCACUCUCCACCCUACUCAACCUUGACCUCUCAUCUAACCGCAUCACUCAUAUCUCCAAAGACAGUUUCACUGGGCUGGUCAACCUGGAAAGGCUAUAUCUCUACAACAACCACAUCCAGAGCAUUCACCCAGCUGCCUUUGAGGGACUGGAGACCCUACUGGAGCUGAAGCUUCAGGGGAAUCAGAUCAGUGUGUUGCCAGCCCUCCAACUCCCCAGAUUGCUACAUUUGGACCUUAGUUAUAACAGUAUCUCACCACCGGGACCAGAACAUUUACAGACACCACAACUUGAGUCUCUUAAAAUUGCUGGAUUGGGUCAAAGCAGUGUGGAUGAGGGGCUACUAAGAAGCCUGGUGAAUCUACAUGUUUUGGAUGUUUCUCAGAACCAGCUUGUGGCGAUACAACCUGAACUGAAGGAAAUGGUGGGCCUACGAAACCUCAACCUAUCCGGAAACCCUUUGGGUUCUCUAAAGCGAGAAGACUUCCAAAAUCUAAAUAACAUGCUAGAACUUGACUUGAGCAACCUGAAUUUGCAGGGCUUCCCUGAAGGCUUCUUCAACCAUUUCCCCAAACUUGAGAAACUCACCGCAGCUGGAAACCCCUUCAACUGCCUUUGCACACUUGCCUGGUUCCCAACUUGGCUAAAGGAUGCGCGAGUUGAGUUGUUAAGGAUGGAGGAAACUCGCUGUCACUUUCCUCCAAUAAACUCAGGAAUGGUUUUUGCAAAGUUGGAGCAUAAAGAUUUUGGCUGCCCCACUACAACAAUUGAAUUAACAAGUGCAGAGAACAGAAGUACCACCAAUAAGCCGACAGAGCCCACCACGCCAUCAGGCACAACACACGCCAUCCCACCUCCGCCUCCAAGUGAGGUGCCCUCAGCAGACAAAGAAAGCUUCCUUCCUUUUCCGACCAGUGUCUCCCCUAGCAGCAUCCUAGUAGAGCCUGAACAAGAGCUUAUGUGCCCUUCCAACAUUUGUCUAAAUGGGGGAACAUGCAGGUUUGUCCCAUAUGGGCAGGUUAGUUGCUUGUGUCCACGUUCCACAUCAGGACUCUACUGCGAGAUUCAAAAUGAGGCUAGACCUCCCCCACCUUCCCCAAGAGUUUCCAUCGAGACUAUUGCUACGGUCCUACCCAACACAAUCAGCUCCCAUCACGUAACCAGCACUUCCAUUUCAUUAGACCUUCAACGCUACAUUGAGACACGACCGCACAUCAGUGGAAUCCGGCUGACUUAUCGAAACUUGUCCGGCCCGGACCGGAGGCCACUGCAGCUGAAUUUGCCUGCAUCUUAUCCUGAGUACACGCUAAGAGGACUGCUGCCUAAUAGCACCUAUUCUGUUUGUGCUAGCCCACUGGGAGAGCCCAUCCAUGUGUCAGUUGCCUGCAUAGAGGCUCGCACGGCGGGAAUCCCACCUUCCUCCCACGAGCCCAGCGUUGACAAAACCGAACCUUCCUCCUCCCUCAUACCCAUAGUGGUAGUGGUGACUGUGGUGAUGUUUGCAGCUAUUGUAGCCACUGUUGUGGUCAUCCGCUGCAGAAGGAGAUUCAAGGUUCCUGAGACAUCCCCUCUGGAGUUAGAGGGCAUGAAAAACAGGCCAGAGAAUGGGAUGACACAUUCAAAACAACCUGCCCCAUGUCCAUCUUUAACUCAAAGCAGCUUGGAAUAUGAGGCACCAUUAAUACAAGGACAGUGUCCUGCCAACAACAAUUAGGCAAACAAACCCUCUGAUAUGUAAAAGCCUUAUUGUACUCAUACCUCCAGCCCUCAGAGGGCAAUGCACUCCAUGACUGCUGCAGAUGGGUGUGAUGCAGACACUAGAUUGGUUGGUGAACAUUUCAAUGCAUCCCAGCCAAAUGCAAGUUUAAAGUGACUUUCAGCAUUUAAAUAAGGUGCAUUUUACAGAUAAAAUAUACUGGAAGUGCCUGUUAUAACCAUAAAUAUCUGGCUUCAGUGACAGCUCUGCUGCCAAGACCAUCUUAGACCAGCAUGAAUUUCAUGCUGACCCAACCUGAUUUAUGCUAGCUAAUGUUGGUCUGUUUCUGGUCCAGCAAAAUGUAACCUGAUCAACCAGCAUUUUCUUUCUGGUGAUACAGGUUGACCAAGGAAGGUUUGUUAGUUAACCUUCUGUUAAGAAGCUUGUUGGGAACACCAGCAAACCAGCAUCAAAAAAUAAAAUUAAGUUGGUAAUCAGCAAUGCUGUUCAUUCCAGCAGGGUGUUAGCUGGGCUGGAAAAAGAUUGCUUUGAACUCUGGAAGUGGUAGACAGGAGUCAAUAUUUCUUGCCUGGACUUCUGACCACGGACUACUUUCGUCCAGAAAUAAUUGCACUGAUCUGAGACACUGGGACUGUGCCUAAGAGGUGCCUAAAGAAGCUAAACAUGAUCAGCCUCUUAAUAGAUGCUUCAAACAGGUUUCAUGCAGCAUCACAGCAUUCCUCAUUCCUGCCUUUCUCUAGCUGUCCUAUACAGGAGAUUAUUUGCUGUGAAAAAAACAUAAUGAAGUGACAAUGUUCUCACUUUGUGUAGUUUAUACUGUUGUGUUCUCUGUUUUUGUAUUUUUAAGUGCCAUUUAUGUGUCCAUUUCUAUGUUUAGUUGUGUAUUGAUUUAUAAACCUAGACUGUAGACUGUACAAAUUUCUCCUCUAACUUCAGUGAAAAAAGUUCAAAUGCUUUGACUUAUCCUGAAUGAAAAAGAAAACUGACAAUAUAGGUCCGGUGCACGUCUGGCAAAGAAACAUUUUGUGAGACUAUAAACACCCACGUCCAUUUUUGACCUCAAACAAAUUCCACACAUUAACAAACAGACCAGUACUAUAUAAGGAGAUGAUAACAAAUGCUUUUUACAAAGCUGCUUUUUGAAGUGCCAAUGGUCUAAAAAUGUUCUGUAGCUAUAAUUUAAACAAAGCCUGAGGUUUUUUUGUACAUGCUGCCAAGCUGAUGGCAGUUUCAGACCUACAACAGAGCAAACUGGGCCAGACAGCUUUCUCACAUGUUGCAACCACACAAAGAAAAUGUCAGUACCUUGUCAGUAAAUUGUUGUAUCAGAUGGUAAUAACAUGGCACUUUUGCAUAUAUACAAUGGUACUUAAUGGUUAUUAUAUUCAAAUACCAUGGAAUUUACAUGAUACCCCAUGAAAACUUAAAAAAACAAUAAAUGUAAAAAGAAAAACAUGGAAUUGUCAUGCAUGGUACACUGUAAAAAGUGGUAAUGUGAAACUGUUACCUUAAAAAAUCUAUUUCUAACCCUUAAAAUGACUUUUGUUGGUGUAAUCUAACGUAUUCAGUUUAAGUUAGUCAUGUUAAAUAAUUAUUAACAAGUUAAUUUAUAUGUCACCACAUGAAGCACAUUUUAGGUUACCUGACAAACUUUCCUUUUUACAGUGUACCGAAUCCAACAAACAUGCUAAUGCCUUGGUACUAUUUUGUUGGCUUGUCUUAUCUGAAGCUUAUAACUUCAACUAUUUCAUGCCUCCUGAAAUAUGUUCAGUUUGAUCGGUUUAGAUUCAAAAUUUAACACCAAAACUUUGACAUGUACAUGAACAUAAAACCUUACUUUUAAUAGAAAAAGUAAUAUAAUAAGAACCAUGUAAGGCCUUUUUUAUUGAUUGAUCAUUUUUGCCUUGUAAAAGCUAGAAUGUGUCCAAGCCAAAAGUGUCAUUGUGGAAUUGUAUGUUUAUGUGCAUUAUCAGUAUAGUGAAGUUUUGUUAAGAGGAAAGGCGCCAGUAAAAGUGAGAAAAGGUCAAUUGCCAAAUUCUCCCCAACAUCAGCACUCACUUUUUUAGUGCUCACAUACAUUAUUUAUGACAGCAUGCAGUGUGUGUGCUAAACAUGCCAGCACAUCCAAACAUUUGAACUGGAAAGAGGAACAGCUUUACACUGCAUGAGGGGUUUCAAAUAUUUGAAACAUUGUCCCAUGCUUACUUUGGGAUGUUUGUUCCUUUUGUUGUGCACAAAGCAAAGUCUUCUUUUUUUUUUUGGAUGUAAAAAUGUUUACACUUUGGAAGAAAAAUGUGACGUCUGUUAAGAAAAUAAAAUGGAAAAA
Molecule: messenger RNA, 4521 nt
Organism: Xyrauchen texanus (razorback sucker)
Lineage: Eukaryota; Metazoa; Chordata; Actinopteri; Cypriniformes; Catostomidae
Product: vasorin-like
Exons: 2
Coding region: 189-2192 (667 amino acids)
Molecular function (GO): protein binding
Source: RefSeq, a predicted model, not a curated record